AUGGACAUACUGCUGGUACACGAGAUCGAUGCUGCGAAUGAGCACAUCAAACCGAUGGAUACUCCGGAAUAUAUAGCCUCCCGUUCUUGUUUUAGAGGUCAUCCCCUUAGCAAUAUGGCGCUUCUCUACAUGGAGCAUAGCGUUGACUACGUUGUUAAAUAUCCAAAUGACGAUGACUCAGACAGUGAAGAUUAG
Zychaea mexicana is the source of this 195-nucleotide messenger RNA. RefSeq lists its product as uncharacterized. The record is from RefSeq and is a predicted model, not a curated record. The transcript is spliced from 3 exons. The coding region runs from base 1 to 195 and encodes 64 amino acids. NCBI's taxonomy places the organism in Eukaryota, Fungi, Mucoromycota, Mucoromycetes, Mucorales, Lichtheimiaceae.